CCGCCCUUUCUCUGUCUGGAAAAGAGAAGAGGAAAAAAACUUUUUUUUUAAUUGAGGAAUCAACAGCCGCCAUUUUGUCGCGGAGCCGGAGCGCGUCGCGGGCGGGAGUGGGGCCCAGCCGGAGCCGCAGCGGUGCCCCCUCGGGCGCCGCCAACAGCACUGCCAGGGCCCCCCUCAGGCACCAGCCACCCGCCCGCAGGCUGACAGAACGACCGGCCGGCUGGUUGGCUGAGGGGAGCCGCCGCGCCCGCCCGCUGCCGCUGCCGCCGCCGCCGCCUUUCCCGCGGCUGUGAACUGAGCUGGGCCGCUCCGGGCCGGGGGGAAAGGCCGCGCUUGCCGGGCCGCGCUGGGAGGGAGCGAGGGCCGGCCGGCCGGAGGGGGGCGCCAUGGCCGCCUGACCCACCUAGCGGGCGCCUGGCGGACGGAGGGCGGGAGGCGCCGGCUUCGCCGCGGCCCCAUCCGGGCACUCCGCGCGCGGCCAAGGGGAGGGGCGCCGGCCGCUCCGCCAGUGCUGGGCUCAGGAAAGGCCCGGCCCGCCCCGGCCUGCCCCUUCGGCCGGCCGCCGUCGCCGGGCAUGGAGGAGCCGCGGGGCCUGCCGCCGGCCCUGCCGCCUGCGGGCCGCUGAACCGGAGCCGCCCGUCCACCCGCCGCGGAGGGCCCGGCCUCCCUCCUGCCUGACGCUGGAAGAGCCGCCGCCGCGCCAAGACCAUGGCGGAGAACUUGCUGGACGGGCCGCCCAACGCCAAGCGGGCCAAGCUCAACUCCCCGGGCUUCUCCGCCUCCGACGCCGCCGAUUUUGGAUCUUUGUUCGACUUGGAAAAUGAUCUUCCUGAUGAGUUGAUCCCUAAUGGAGAACUGAAUCUUUUAAACAGCAGUGGGAGUCUUGUUCCAGACGCCGCGUCUAAACACAAACAACUUUCAGAUCUUCUGAGGGGAGGAGGCAGCUCUUCUUUAAACCCAGGAAUUGUAAAUGUGAACUCGAGUAACCAGGUCCAGCAAGGAGUCAACAACCAAGUCCAAGGGCAGCCGACCAACGUGAACAUUGGCAACCUGGGUGCAAUGGGCAAGAAUCCUUUGAACCAGGGGGACACUGCUGCAUCUACCCUGGCCAAGCAGGCAGCCAGCACAUCUGGACCCAGCACACCAGCUACCCAAGCCUUGAGCUCUCAGGCACAGAAGCAAGUAGGGAUGGUGACAAGCAGCGCAGCAACCUCUCAGGCAGGAUCUGGGAUAUGUAUAAACAGUGGCUUCAGCCAAGCACAUCCAGGUCUCCUCAGUACUAAUUCUGGCCACAAUUUAAUGAAUCAGACCCAACAAGGGCAGGUGAUGAAUGGAUCCCUUGGGGCAGCAGGAAGAGGAAGAGGUGCUGGAAUGCAGUAUACGGCGCCCACCAUGCAGGGGAACGCAGGCAGUGUGCUAGCAGACUCUUUAACGCAAGUGUCUCCCCAAAUGGCAAGUCACACAGGGCUGAACCCAACCCAGGCAGGAGCUAUGGCAAAAUCUCAAAUGCAAACGCAGGUUCAGCAAGUGGGAAUUGUACCCACACAGGCAAUGGCGACAGGACCCACAGCAGAUCCUGAAAAGCGCAAACUUAUUCAGCAACAGCUGGUGCUGCUACUUCAUGCUCACAAAUGUCAAAGGCGAGAGCAAGCAAAUGGAGAGGUGCGCGCUUGUGCUCUUCCCCAUUGUCGAACAAUGAAAAACGUUCUGAAUCACAUGACGCAUUGUCAAGCUGGAAAGGCCUGUCAAGUUGCCCACUGUGCAUCCUCACGUCAGAUCAUAUCCCACUGGAAGAACUGUACACGGCACGAUUGCCCUGUGUGUCUUCCACUGAAAAAUGCCAGUGACAAGAGAAACCAGCAACCACUCCUUGGAUCCCCUGGUAAUGGAAUCCAGAGUUCUGUUGCUUCUGGAACAAGCCAGCCAACAGCUCCUUCCCUAAGUAACCCUAACCCAAUUGACCCCAGCUCCAUGCAGCGGGCCUAUGCUGCUCUUGGUUUGCCCUACAGCAAUCAGCCUCAGGCUUCAUUGCAACCACAAGUACAAGGCCAGCAAACGGCUCAACCUCAGACCCAUCAGCAAAUGCGGACCAUAAAUGCAUUGGGAACUAAUCAGAUUACUCUUGCUGCGGGAGGAUUAGCAGACCAGCAGGCUCCCAUAAUCCCAGAGACGGUUCUUCCAACCUCACUCGGGGCUGCAAACCCUUUAAUGAAUGAUGGGCCAAAUUCUGGCAGCGUUGGAAAUCUUGGGGGCUCCAUGCCGACAGCUGCACCACCUUCCAGUGCUGGGAUGAGGAAGGCAUGGCAUGAACAUGUCACUCAGGAUUUGCGCAAUCACUUAGUCCAUAAGCUCGUCCAAGCAAUCUUUCCUACUCCUGAUCCAGCUGCACUGAAAGAUCGCCGGAUGGAGAAUCUCGUGGCUUAUGCAAGGAAAGUGGAAGGCGAUAUGUAUGAAUCAGCUAACAGCAGGGAUGAAUACUACCAUUUAUUGGCUGAGAAAAUCUAUAAAAUACAAAAGGAACUAGAAGAAAAGCGAAGGUCUCGUUUACAUAAGCAAGGAAUCUUGGGCAACCAGCCAACCUUGCAGCCCCCAGGGAGUCAGGCAGCUGGCAUUCCACAGGUGGCAGCAACCAUGGCACAGCCUGUGAGACCUCCCAAUGGGCCGAUGCCAAUGCCACACGUGCCUAUGAGCCGCAUGCAGGUCUCUCAAGGAGUGGGAGUGAAUCAGUUUAACCCUAUGUCCAUAGGGAACGUCCAGAUGCCUCAGGCACCUAUGGGACCCCGUGCAGCUUCUCCAAUGAACCAUCCUGUCCAGAUGAACAAUAUGAGUUCUGUUCCAGCAAUGGCCAUGUCUCCUUCACGGAUGCCUCAGCCUCAGAACGUGAUGGGAGCCCAUUCCAGCAGCCUGAUGGGACAAGCCUCUACCCAAAAUCAGUUUCUGCCACAAAAUCAGUUUCCUGCCUCCACUGGAGCCAUGAAUGUCAACAGUGUAGCCAUAGGACAAUCAGUGGCGCAGGCAGCAGUAUCACAGCAGGGACAAGUUCCUGGUGCAGCUCUUCCUAAUUCUGUGGCUAUCCUAGGACCACAAAGUAGUCAGCUCUCGUGUCCUCCAGUGACCCAGCCGCCCCUUCAUCAGCCCGUGCCUCCUUUGGCUAGUGUGCCAUCUGUUCAGCACCAGACCCCUCCGCAGCCAGCAGUGCCUGCCCAACCAGCCACGCCAGUCUCUGCUUCAGGACAAGCCCCUACCCCAGUUGCCGGCUCUGUCCCAAACGCCACGCAAAUGCAAAGCACACCGUCCGGGCAAGCAGCUACACAGGCUCAAGUCACGCCACAGCCUCAGACUCCCGUGCAGCCUCCCUCUGUGCCAACGCCACAGCCGCCUCCACAGCAGCCAGCCUCCAUCCAGGCCCCUGGCACGCCGCUGUCCCAACCAGCAGCAAGCAUUGACAACCGGGUUCCGACCCCUGACUCUGCUCCCAGUGUGGAUGUCAACACCCAGCAGCUUGGGCAUGACAUACAUGCGCAAGAGGUGAAACAAGAGAUCGUGGCUGAAAAAACAGAGCUGGAGGGUGGUGAAGCACCAGCGGAGGCCAAGCCUGAGAUGGAGGAGGUCUUACAAGGAUCCACACAAGCCAAAGAAGAAUCCACCGGCUUGGAGAUCAAGCAGGAGCCCAUGGAAAUAGAGGGAAAGAAACCAGAGAUGAAGGAGGAGGAGGACAGUGGCAGUAGCGGUGCCCCUUCUCAAUCCACGUCUCCCUCCCAGCCGAGGAAAAAGAUCUUUAAACCUGAAGAACUGCGACAGGCCCUCAUGCCCACCCUGGAAGCCUUGUAUCGGCAGGACCCCGAGUCUCUGCCUUUCAGGCAGCCCGUGGAUCCUCAACUCCUGGGUAUUCCGGAUUAUUUUGACAUCGUGAAGAAUCCCAUGGAUCUUUCCACAAUUAAACGCAAAUUGGAUACAGGACAGUACCAGGAACCGUGGCAAUAUGUGGAUGAUGUCUGGUUAAUGUUUAAUAAUGCCUGGCUUUAUAAUCGCAAGACAUCAAGAGUCUAUAAAUUUUGCACUAAACUUGCUGAGGUCUUCGAACAAGAAAUUGACCCUGUUAUGCAGUCUCUGGGAUACUGUUGUGGGCGCAAGUAUGAAUUCUCUCCUCAAACCUUAUGCUGCUAUGGCAAACAGCUGUGUACCAUUCCCCGUGAUGCCACAUAUUACAGUUACCAGAACAGGUAUCACUUCUGCGAGAGGUGUUUCACUGAAAUCCAGGGGGAAAACAUUACCUUAGGGGAUGACCCUGCCCAGCCACAAACAACAAUCUCAAAAGAGCAGUUUGAAAAGAAAAAAAAUGACACGCUAGACCCAGAACCGUUUGUGGAUUGCAAAGAAUGUGGCCGGAAGAUGCACCAGAUCUGUGUGUUGCAUUAUGAUAUUAUUUGGCCUUCAGGCUUUGUUUGUGACAACUGCUUGAAGAAAACGGGGCGAACGCGCAAAGAAAACAAAUUCAGUGCCAAGAGGUUGCAGACCACCCGCUUAGGAAACCAUUUGGAAGACAGGGUAAACAAAUUUUUGCGGCGACAGAACCACCCAGAAGCAGGAGAAGUCUUUGUGAGAGUAGUAGCCAGUUCAGAUAAAACGGUGGAGGUGAAACCAGGAAUGAAAUCAAGGUUUGUCGAUUCCCGUGAAAUGGCAGAGACCUUCCCCUACCGCACAAAGGCCCUCUUUGCUUUUGAAGAGAUAGACGGCGUGGAUGUUUGCUUCUUUGGCAUGCAUGUGCAGGAGUAUGGCUGGGAUUGCCCACCCCCAAACACCAGGCGUGUGUACAUAUCCUAUCUGGACAGUAUUCAUUUCUUCCGGCCAAGAUGUCUCCGGACAGCUGUUUACCAUGAAAUCCUCAUUGGAUACAUAGAAUAUGUCAAGAAACUCGGGUAUGUGACAGGCCAUAUCUGGGCCUGCCCACCAAGUGAGGGGGAUGACUAUAUCUUCCACUGUCAUCCUCCUGAUCAGAAAAUUCCCAAGCCCAAGCGUCUGCAAGAGUGGUACAAGAAGAUGCUGGACAAGGCGUUUGCAGAAAGGAUCAUUCAUGACUACAAGGACAUCUUCAAACAAGCAACUGAGGAUCGGCUGACCAGUGCCAAAGAACUUCCUUACUUUGAAGGCGACUUUUGGCCCAACGUGCUGGAAGAGAGCAUUAAAGAGCUGGAGCAAGAAGAAGAAGAAAGGAAGAAGGAGGAGAGCACUGCUGCUACUGAGACACCAGAGGGGAGCCAGACCGACAGCAAGAACGCGAAGAAGAAGAACAACAAGAAGACCAACAAGAACAAGAGCAGCAGCAUCAGCAGAGCCAGCAAGAAGAAGCCCAGCUUGCCAAACGUCUCCAACGACCUUUCCCAGAAGCUCUACGCCACCAUGGAGAAGCACAAGGAGGUCUUUUUUGUGAUUCAUUUGCAUGCUGGACCGGUCAUCAACACGCUGCCCCCCAUUGUGGACCCAGAUCCAUUACUCAGCUGCGAUCUGAUGGAUGGUCGCGAUGCCUUCCUCACUUUAGCCCGGGACAAGCACUGGGAGUUCUCUUCACUCCGUCGCUCCAAGUGGUCCACGCUAUGUAUGCUUGUGGAGCUGCAUACCCAAGGGCAGGAUCGUUUUGUUUACACGUGCAAUGAAUGCAAACACCACGUGGAAACCAGGUGGCAUUGCACAGUCUGUGAGGAUUACGACCUCUGCAUUAACUGCUACAACACCAAGAGCCAUGAACACAAGAUGGUCAAGUGGGGCCUGGGUCUAGAUGACGACAGCAACAGCCAAGGAGAGCAGCAGUCAAAGAGUCCGCAGGAGUCACGCCGCCUGAGCAUCCAGCGCUGCAUCCAGUCCCUGGUGCAUGCCUGCCAGUGCCGCAACGCCAACUGCUCCCUGCCGUCCUGCCAGAAGAUGAAGCGGGUCGUCCAGCACACGAAGGGCUGCAAACGCAAGACCAAUGGGGGUUGCCCUGUCUGCAAGCAGCUGAUUGCCCUCUGCUGCUACCAUGCCAAACACUGCCAAGAGAACAAAUGCCCCGUGCCCUUCUGUCUCAACAUCAAACACAAGCUCCGCCAGCAGCAGCUCCAGCAUCGCCUGCAGCAGGCGCAGUUGAUGCGGCGAAGGAUGGCCACCAUGACCACCCGCAACGUGCCUCAGCAAAGUUUGCCUUCUCCUACCUCAGCCACUCCUGGGACUCCAACACAGCAGCCCAGCACCCCCCAGACCCCCCAGUCUCACCCCCAGCCUUCCCCCGCCAGCAUGUCCCCGGCUGGCUUUCCCAGUGGGACAAGGACUCAGCCUCCCCAGCCACCCAUUUCAGCAGGCAAACCAGCCACCCCCAUGACUGUGGCUCCUCCUCCCUCCCAGCCUCCCCCAGGCGCCGUGGAAGCAGCUCGACAGAUUGAAAUGGAGGCUGCCCAGCAGCAGCAGCAGCAGCAGCAACAGCAGCAGCUGUACCGGGUUAGCAGCAAUGGCUUGCCUCCUGGCCGAGCAGGCAUAGGGAGCUCAGCGGUGGGAGCUGUCAACUCCAUGCAGCAGGUGGGCAUGAAUGUACCCCGGCCUAACUCGGUGAGCGGCCCAGUGAUGUCCAACCUGCAGCCUGGGCAGUGGCAGUCCGCGCCCUUGCCUCAGCAGCAGCCCCUGCAGCCGGGCAUGCCGAGGCCCGUCAUGCCCAUGGCAGCCCAGCCAGCUGUCUCUGGGCCCAGGAUGCCCGGUGUGCAGCCACCACCCCGCAGCAUUCCCCCCAACGCUUUGCAGGAGUUGCUGCGGACUUUGAAAUCGCCGAGCUCCCCCCAGCAGCAGCAGCAAGUGCUGAAUAUUCUGAAGUCCAACCCUCAGCUCAUGGCUGCUUUCAUCAAGCAGAGAACAGCCAAAUACGUAGCAAAUCAGCCAAGCAUGCAGCAACCCCAGCCGCCCCCUCCAGCAGGCCUGCAUGCUCAGUCCAGCUUACAGAACAUGAAUGCGCUGCAGGCUGGGGGCCAGAGGCCCGGGGUGCCUCCUCAGCAGUCCGGCAUGGGUGGCUUGAAUGCCCAGAACCAGGCAGUUCUGGCCCCCAGUCACAAUGCAAGCAUGGCCAACAUGAGCCCUCAGUACCGGGAGAUCCUGAGAAGGCAGCUCCUGCAGCAGCAAGGCAGCCCUGGCCUCGCCACUCAUAAUCAGUUCCAGCCUCCGGCACCGGCCUCGGGAGGCUAUUCCCAAGCCCUGCCGCAGCCGCAGCAGCGCCUCUCGCUCCAAGGGGGAGCCCUGGGACAGAUGGCUCAGCUGAACCCGCUGGGAACAGACGUCAGCCCCAACAUCCAGCAAACUUUGCAGCAGCGCAUGCUGCAGCAGCAGCAGCAGCAGAUGAAGCAACAGAUUGGCGCCACAGCUCAGCCCAACCCCAUGAGCCCCCAGCAGCACAUGCUCUCAGGACAACCACCGCCGCCUCACCUUCCUGGCCAGCAGAUCACCCCUUCCCUCAGCAGCCAGGUGCGGUCCCCAGCGCCAGUGCAGUCUCCCCGCCCUCAGUCCCAGCCGCCACAUUCCAGCCCGUCGCCCCGGCUGCAGCCCCAGCCAUCGCCCCACCACGCCUCUCCACAGACCGGCUCCCCGCAUCCCGGGCUGGCGGUGACGAUGGCCGGCUCCCUGGAGCAGGGACACCUGGGCACCCCUGAACAAAGUGCAAUGCUGCCCCAACUCAACCCCCCCAACAGGAAUGUGUUACCAAAUGAAUUAGCCCUGGUUGGCGACACUACAGGUGGUGACACACUCGAGAAAUUUGUGGAGGGCUUGUAGCAUCAUGGGAGCAUGCCGGCCUCUCCCAGAACACUUUGUACUGCAAAAAGACAUCUCGCUUGAUGUGAGACUGGUCCUUCACGUACCCACAGAAGGAUGAAUUGCUGUUUUAAAAAAAUACAAAGAAUAUAUAUUUUUUGUUAAAGCCAACCAGGUGUGGUUCAGAUAACCUGGUCUCCUUUCCUUUGUUGUUGAUGUUGUUGUUGUGGGGUUCUUUUGUUCUGUUGUUACCGUUUACUUUGCUUUUUUUUAAAGAGGAAAACAAAUCCAUUAUAUUCAUAAAUUUUAUUUGUACUUCCAAGACUAAGCAGUUGUGUUUGAGAAAGGAAUAUUAUUUGGAAACUGUUUCCUGAAAUAAUGCAGCAUUCUUCUAGCGUAUCUUGCUCAUUUUCUGAUAUGGUGCAGAAAGAUUUUUUUUCUUAGGUUCAACUCUGCAGGUAUCUGAAGUAUUAUGACCCCUGGAAAAAGACAGGAACCGACUCUUGCACACACAAACACGUAUUGCAGACGCAGAAGCUGGUUUUGUUUCUCUGAUGAAACUGGUUUUAGAUUUUAAAAAUAAGGACGGAUCAGUUCUUUGUCUGCUAAUUUUAAUACAGAAGUAUAUUCUUUUCUUUCAUUAUUUGAUGUGAAACUUGAAAUGAGGAAAAGCAAUUUUAGUGUAAAUCAUGCAAGCUCUAUAAUUAUAAAUACGGAAAAUUCAACAAGAUUCAAUCACUGUAUAGAAGGGGGGAACAAACAUUUCUUACUUCUAUCGCAUAUUGUUAAAUAAACUGUGCAACAGCCAGAAAGGGGGGGGCCUCCUUGAACUCAUGUACAUGGUAUUAACUCUUAGUGUUUGGGGGGUUUUUUGUUAUGAAAAUGCUGUUUUCAACAUUGUAUUUGGACUAUGCAUGUCUUUUUUCCAUUGUAUAUAAAGUAUUGCUUAAAAGUGAUAUAAAUUACUGAAGUUUUUUAA
Sphaerodactylus townsendi is the source of this 8740-nucleotide messenger RNA. RefSeq names its product CREB binding protein (gene CREBBP). Gene Ontology annotation, molecular function: protein binding; histone acetyltransferase activity; chromatin DNA binding. The transcript is spliced from 30 exons. Gene Ontology annotation, biological process: positive regulation of transcription by RNA polymerase II. NCBI's taxonomy places the organism in Eukaryota, Metazoa, Chordata, Lepidosauria, Squamata, Sphaerodactylidae. Gene Ontology annotation, cellular component: transcription regulator complex; nucleus; histone acetyltransferase complex. The coding region runs from base 709 to 7782 and encodes 2357 amino acids. The record is from RefSeq and is a predicted model, not a curated record.